Messenger RNA from Hyposmocoma kahamanoa, 2161 nucleotides. RefSeq names its product protein ANTAGONIST OF LIKE HETEROCHROMATIN PROTEIN 1-like. The transcript is spliced from 3 exons. Bases 547 to 1713 code for a protein of 388 amino acids. NCBI's taxonomy places the organism in Eukaryota, Metazoa, Arthropoda, Insecta, Lepidoptera, Cosmopterigidae. The record is from RefSeq and is a predicted model, not a curated record.
AGCAGAGGCGAGCUCAACCCCCCCUGCCUCACCCCGCAUUCCAAUCUGCAAGGAGCCGAAUACUCACCUGCCCACUUGACGCGAUUUUCUUGAUUUAAAUACCAGUACCUAAAUAGUGAUAUUAACUCGGGCGGUAGGCCAGCAUCUUUCAGCUUCUUCCAGAGGAUGUCGUAACAUAUAGUGUCAAAAGCUUUAGAAAUAUCCAUGAAACAAGCAUAGACAGGCGUCUCUCUGUCUGUAUAAUACUUGACAGUGUGCUUCAUACUAAGAAUAGCCGUUUCUGUCGACAGUCCGGGCACAAACCCGAACUGGGCAUCGUGUAGCUUAACAUGUUUCCUUAAAUAUGAGUUGAGCACACUGUCAAGCACUUUAGCUAUUAUUGUAGCUAAGGAGAUGGGCCUAUAAUUAGACUUAUCUGAGACAUCACCCGUCUUGUUCUUAAUUAUAGGCACCACCACGGUCUUCACCAAAUCGGAAGGACCGAUUUUAACAGAUCCGACGCUACUGGACUUUCGUUCUUCAGUGUAUCGCCUACUUUCUACGAGAAUGGACGUUGUCGUGUUGUAUUGGUACUAUCGUCGUCUGCGGCGGAGGAAGCCCCGGCGUUAUUGGAUACAUCCACUAUUAAGGCAAAGAUUUUGUCGUGGUGCUGUUGUGCGUCAGCUGAAAGAAGACGAAUCUAAAUUUUUUACUUAUUUCCGAAUGACGACGUCUACUUUUGAUGACCUUCUUAAACGAUUAGAAAAGGAUUUAAAAAAGAAAGACACAAACUGGAGGAAAAGCUUGUGCCCUGAAGUAAAACUAGCGAUAUUUUUAAGGUAUGCAGCGUCUGGGUGUACAUUUCAAGAACUUUAUUACGUCUUUCGUGUCGGUGUGUCAACUAUAAGCAACAUUAUUAAGGAAGUUACACGAUGCAUAUGGAACAACUUGAAUGACGAGUUUAUGCGACUUCCUACAACAGUGAGUGAAUGGGAGCAUAUAUCAAAUGGAUUCGACACAAAAGCAAAUUUUCCCCACUGUUUAGGAGCAGUGGACGGUAAACACAUCAGACUUCGAAAACCAGCAAAAAGUGGCUCAAUGUACCUAAAUUACAAAGACUUUUUUUCCAUCAUAUUAUUAGCGAUCGUAGACUCUGACUAUCGUUUUCUAUAUGUUAGUAUUGGGUCGUAUGGAAAAGAAUGCGAUUCAUCAAUAUUCAAGGAGUCGACAUUUUGGAAAAUGAUGCUAGAUGGCAGUUUACAAAUACCAGAACCUUGCCCAUUAAUAACAGGCUCAGAAACGAGAGUUCCCUACGUCAUAAUCGGCGAUGAAGGUUUCGGUUUACACGAAAAUUUAAUGAGGCCAUUUAGCGGGACGCAUUUAGACGUAAAUAAGCGAAUAUAUAACUAUCGUUUGACCAGAGCUAGACGAUACGUUGAAUGUGCAUUUGGUAUUCUUGCUAAUAAGUGGAGAGUAUUCCACCGGCCUCUAGACGUCAACAAAACAACAGCUAUAUGGAUAGUUAAGGCAUGUACCGUUCUACACAACUUUGUAAGGGAAAAAGAGGGCUUAAAGGAUGGCAACACAUCCGAAUCUGAAGCAUUUCAUUUCAAUAGCCUACCUGAUGAUGAAACGCUACGAGGUGGUCGAACUGCAAAUUCAGUUCGAACGGAAUUCGAAAACUAUUUCGUGUCCGAAUCUGGGUCAGUUUCUUGGCAGAAUGAAGCUAUUUAAAAUAAAAAACAAUGUCUCCAUUACAAUAUAAAAUAGAUACUUACCAAAUUCUUGUCUUUCUUUUUGUUCCAUAGCUUCAAAAUCCUCCUUUAGAAUACCGCAUAUUUCGCGCCAAGCUGCGGUUUUUGCAAUUUUAUCUUUAUAAAUCUCCAGUGUUUUGUCCCAAAGAACUGGUCUACUUUCAACACAAUUUAUCAAAACUUCUUGCUCAACAUAUUUUUCAAACGCCUUGCUUGCCAUGAUUAUGAUAGCACUGGACACGUGCACUACUCUAGGAAUGAAACCGGCAAAUGGCGGCUGUGUGUAGCACAUCGCACCCCGCGCACCCCCGUGCAAAGCCUCGUGCGGUUUCAAUCCGAUAAAACGGAUUAGUAUAGUAUUACUGGAUCCGGAAUACUGUGUGAACUGGCUCAUACAACUACAUACGCUAAUAACAUAUACGUUUAAA